This is a messenger RNA of Cinara cedri, 1653 nucleotides long. The record is from the annotation of a GenBank genome assembly. Lineage: Eukaryota; Metazoa; Arthropoda; Insecta; Hemiptera; Aphididae.
AUGCGUUACACACGACAAGCCCCGGCUGACGGCACGACGAGCUGCUGUUUGGCUCGUUGGCCGCCACCCGCCAUUCGUUGUCCUGUAGAUUUUCGCUUCUCUUGUGUGUUCUUUGCUGUUGACGCGGCCAAACGCCUCCACCAAGUACACCACGUUAGCAGUGGGGAGAUUGUCUAUUGUGCGUCGUGCACUCGUGCGUGUGAGUGUACGAAAGUAUUAUUAUCAUCGGUCACCUCAAACACGAGCGGAUCUAUUAUAGAUAGUCGAUUUUUCGCGUUAUUUGGAUCGCCUACCACUGAAGCCAGUCUCGUUACUGUGGACGCGUAUUCUCAGCGUUCGCAAAGGUGAGUAAUCGAGCCGCGGACUGGCAUUCCGCCACCAAGAAUGUUAUUCACCAACGGUGUGUGUUUAGCUACUUGGUUUUUUUUUCGUAUGAUUGCUCACCAGCAGCCGUCGGAUUGGUACCACUAUGUUACUCCUCGUACCAGCCAACCACUAUGUCGGUUAUAUUAUCGUCUAUAAUAAUUGAUUAUAUGGUUUUUACCAAAUUUAAAUAAUAUAACACGCAUACCUAAUGAUUGGGUACAGACGGUAUAGUAAAAUAGGUACAUAAUAUUAUACGGUUAUAUUGUGUUUAUCUAGGACGCUCUGCGUAUAUUAUCGACUUUUCGGGCGAUUAUCACUAAAUCGUGUUCUAUAUUAUAGUAUAAUACUUGGUACGACAACAGGUCAACGGUGUGAACAUUAUCAUAAUAUUUAUGACGUGCAUAUUUAUGUGUGUGUGUGUGUGCCUAUUUUCUGUAAUAUAUUAUUACGACCACUUGGAAAUAAUAAUAAUACGAAAGUGGUCGCGGUUGACUGAAUCUCAGACUCCCAGCAGGUAGUGAAUAUGCGAUCUCCUCAUUAUAUGAACAUACAAUAUAUCCAAGUAUAAUGACAUAUUGCCCUACUACGUUUGCCCCCACUAUCGUUGUUUUCCGUCCUUAUUUUUUAAUAUUCGGCCGUGAGUUGAUAAUUAAAAUUUCUCAUUCGUUUUUUUAUUUUUUUAACGAUAAGGUAGGAGUUUGUAAUAUAGUUAUUUAUAUGUUUCAAUAAUUACUUAAAAUAUUGACCAUCUUGAGUGUAUUUAUUUUAUUUGUUGGUCAAUUAUGUAGUAUUAUAUAGUAUGUGCACAUUUAAUAAUAUUGUGCCAAUGUAGACAAAUUGUAUUGUCUUAAUAGAGAAGAAAAUCAUAAUUGUUUUAGCAUUUAACAUAAUGGUACCUAAUCCGUUCAAGAACAAUUAUUAUUAUAUACUAUAGAUACAAUUGUUGGAAAAUAAGAACUAUAAUUUACUAUAUAGACUUAUUGCCAUGAAAUAGUUAUGUUAGUUUUGUUCUAAUGAUUGUUUUGAUUAGGUGUAGUAUUUUACUCCAUAUAUGUUUAGUGUAUAAUAAACCAAUAGUUAAUAUUAUGUAAGUAUAUUUUUCACAAUAAAAGUGUUUACCACCACCUUUUUUCAUUCAUACCCUAGAAAUUACUUAAAAAUGAUUAAUACUUAAUUAGCAAUAUUAAAUUAAUUAAAUAUUGGUCAUAGUUUUAAAAAAAUUAAUUGAACACCUAGAUAGCUGUUUUUUAAUAUUUAUUUAGUUUACAUGAACAAGCUCAAAAAUGA